AUGGCCGCAUCUGUCACCACCAUCACCUUUGAUGAUGGGCUUUACCACCCCGCGAAUCCCGCACCUGUUGUUGCUCCAUCCACUGCACCAGUCGCAGUGGCUCCGAUUGCCGAACCUAUUCCAGAGCCAGCAACUGUUAACCCUCCGGUCGCCCCGAUGAGCAGCCCUGCUAGCUUGACCGUCAGCUCGUUCAAAUCUGCUGCCACUGCAACCUCUCUUUCAUCCAUCACAACCCCAUCAGGCACUUCCAUCAGGCCAAUGCAAGUCGGCAAACCCUCAAACCAACAUAGCUCGACUGUUGCAGUAAUGGUCAGCUUGACGAUUGUAGUGGCUGUCUUUGGGAUAGUCUUUCUCUCUGGAUACCUGACCAGCAAAAGUUUCAGAACAUGGAAGGAGAAACGUUGGUCACGUUACCCAGAAAACCAAUGGAAGGUAUCACAAGGAAGACCGAUUCCAUCGAUCGCUGAAGGAUCUCAGAGGGAAUCGACCGCCGGCUUGAUAGCUGAUGGGAAGCCCGAGAUGCUCGAACGCGGCAAUCAAAGAAAGAGUCGGAUACAAAGUUUCUUUCACUUCGGCAGAGGCGGCUCCUUUGCGGGUCCAGUCGAGCAGAUGGAUGAGGAACGAGGCUGGUUAUGGGGGGCCAAACCAGCAAAAGAUAACCUGACUCGUUUGGCUACUCCAGGCAUUGGUGUCGGGAAGUACCGCGCAAAGUAUGGCUCUCACACUUCGCGUGGAUUUAGAUACGCCGUUGGCCGGUCUGUCGAUGUUCCAGAGCUUGCGACUCACGAAGCAGCCUCGAUGGCACCAGGAGAAUCGAUGUAUGAGGAGAAGGAAGAAAAAGAAGAACUGUUCUAUGAUUACGCUCAUCGUGCUUCCGACGCAUUUGAUUACGACUUGUAUAAUUCCAAUGAAGGUGGUUCCGGCGAUUUGGCUCCUACCGGAGUCUCCUACCUGCUCACUCGCUUAAAAGACAGUAUCAGCGGCCGCACCAAGUUCAGCAGCCUGAACUCAUCAAACAGCAGAGUCAGACAAGACUCGGCUCGAGGGCGAUGGAAUGAGGUCGGAAGAUUGGUUAAUGACGAUGAUAUUGAAGACUAUGAGGAGAAACUCAUCGGAUCAGAGCCUCAGUCGCACCAUCUCCCCAUCAGACAAGAACUAUCAUUAGCAGAUAUCGACUUGCCUUCAGUCCCAGCUUUUACAUGGGAUGCAAACUCAACCAUCAAGAUCUCAAAACAAAAACGUUGUCGCGAGCCAACUUUGACCGGUGCCGACUCUCGCCCUCCUCAACUUUCAGUGCGUAACGUUUCUCCACCGAGAGCGCUGGCCCCGAAGAGCCGAAAAUUACCGCCUAUUCCAUCACCCCAUGUAGCUGCAAGUUCCAGCCGACAUCAGUCUCGCGGAACCCAUAAAAGUAGAUCAUCGACCACGGCUUCUUCCUCAAGACAGAAAAGAAUUAAAGAAAGGAGCCUGUCAGGAUCCAAAAAAGUGAAGAUUGACUCAGCCAAACCUGCCAGUGAAGUCUAUCCUGGUGGCUUCGUUGGUCGUUCACCCACUAAAAAACUACGCCGAAAGGCAUCACCGGAAUACUAA
This is a messenger RNA of Puccinia graminis f. sp. tritici CRL 75-36-700-3, 1590 nucleotides long. RefSeq lists its product as uncharacterized. The coding region runs from base 1 to 1590 and encodes 529 amino acids. NCBI's taxonomy places the organism in Eukaryota, Fungi, Basidiomycota, Pucciniomycetes, Pucciniales, Pucciniaceae. The transcript is spliced from 3 exons. The record is from RefSeq and is a predicted model, not a curated record.